Messenger RNA from Tetrahymena thermophila SB210, 576 nucleotides. Its product is annotated as DJ-1/PfpI family protein. Gene Ontology annotation, biological process: protein deglycation, glyoxal removal; guanine deglycation, glyoxal removal. Gene Ontology annotation, cellular component: cytosol; nucleus. The transcript has a single exon. The record is from RefSeq and is a predicted model, not a curated record. Gene Ontology annotation, molecular function: protein deglycase activity. NCBI's taxonomy places the organism in Eukaryota, Ciliophora, Oligohymenophorea, Hymenostomatida, Tetrahymenidae.
AUGGAUAAUUAAAAAAAGAUUUUAGUACCUAUUGCUCCAUGCUUUGAGGAAAUAGAAGCAAUUACUGUUAUAGAUUUAUUCCGCCGUAUAGGAGCAGAUAUUAUAGUAGCAUCUAUCUUGAAUAAAUCUGAAGGAUUAGUUGUUAAAGGUGCUAAUGGAAUAUAAAUAAUAUGUGACAAAAACUUAGAAGAGGUGAUUGAUUAAGAUUUCGAUAUGAUAGUCUGUCCUGGUGGUAUGCCUGGCGCUUAGUAUUUAAGUGAUUGCUAAAUCCUAAUUUAGAGAUUAAAGAAAUAGAAAGAAUAAGACAAGUAUUAUGCAGCUAUUUGUGCUGCGCCUUUUGUUAUCUUUGAAAAACAUGGAUUCUUAAAUAGCUAGGUUGCAGGAACUUGCCAUCCUGGAUUUGCUGACAAGUUAGCAAAUCAAACUAAGGUAAAUCUAGAUGUAGUUGUUUCUGGAAAGUGUGUCACUUCUAAAAGUGCAGGAACCGCGAUGGAUUUUGGACUUUAACUUCUCAGAUUACUGUAUCCAGAACAAUAAGUUCUUGAUGUUUUAAAAAAGCUAGUAUAUACUAAAUGA